Molecule: messenger RNA, 1506 nt
Organism: Gavia stellata (red-throated loon)
Lineage: Eukaryota; Metazoa; Chordata; Aves; Gaviiformes; Gaviidae
Gene: TMEM230
Product: transmembrane protein 230
Exons: 4
Coding region: 68-430 (120 amino acids)
Biological process (GO): synaptic vesicle transport
Cellular component (GO): endomembrane system; synaptic vesicle
Source: RefSeq, a predicted model, not a curated record
GGCAGCGGGAGAGAUGGAUUUGACCAGCAACGCAAACAGUUCUAGCUGAUGCCCAGUCUUCCCUGUAAUGAUGCCGUCACGUACAAAUCUGACUGCUGGGAUUCCCAGUAGCAAAGUUAAAUAUUCCAAGCUCUCCAGCACUGAUGAUGGAUAUAUUGACCUGCAGUUCAAGAAAAGCCCGCCAAAAAUCCCCUACAAGGCAAUUGCAUUGGCUAUCGUGCUCUUCAUGAUUGGGACCUUCCUUAUUAUCAUAGGAGCCCUCCUCUUGGCAGGAUACAUUAGCAAAGGCGGAACAGACCGUGCUAUCCCUGUGCUCAUCAUUGGGAUCCUUGUGUUUCUCCCGGGCUUCUACCACCUGCGCAUUGCAUACUACGCUUCCAAAGGCUACCGGGGCUAUUCCUACGAUGAUAUCCCGGAUUUCGAUGAUUGAACAGUGUAUUUAAUCGCGUUUAUAAUUAGGUUGGCGGUAAGAGCUGUUAGUUACCCUGGAUAUGAGGGGAGCCUGUAAGAUUGUAGAUGAAGUAUAUACCCGGUUUUGAGGUGUUGCAGGUUUUUUAGUUGAGGGGUGAGGGCUUGGAUACAGAAUUGACCAAAAGGAUUGCAACAUUAGGUGGGAAGAACAUGUGAUUUACUGUAUUUUUCCUGUUUUGGUUACAUAAUGCUGGUUGCUUGUAAGAAGUUCUUCUUGGGUAAGGCAAUUCUAGUAAUUUUCCAAAAAUAGAUGAACCAGUUUCAGCAGCAAAGAUACUUGGUUUUUCUAACUGUUUAUAAAACAGUUUAUUUUAGUUUUCAGUGAGAUUGUGGUUAUCAUUGGGUUUACCUUUGCAGACAAACACAAUAGUUAAAUUCUCCUUUUGCACUCUGUCCAUCAGAAAUGCUUCCAAUCUACUUGUCCUGUGCUUGUCUGGAGGAACGAAAGUCAGAUGUGUACAAGAGGGGUGAAAACUGUACUUGCGUGAAACAAAUUACACGUCGUGCAUUUGCUACACAACCCCUCUUGUCAGAUGGACCAAGCUGAUUUACUCAAAUGCAUUCUUCAGAAGCAAUCUGUUUCCCAUGCCACUGUUACUUCGGGCAAAAUCUGCUUAUCCUUUAAAAGGACUGUUGUUGGAUUUUGCUUAUUUUAAACAAACCGAAUGGAUAUGGGGAGAAGAAUUGGAAUCUGGACCAGAACUCAAGUGUCUAAAUACCAAAAACCUUGGUUUUGACUAGUGUGGAUAUUGGAGACACUUGAAUUCCAGCUCUCUGUAUAUAUGUUUGGAAUCAUUUUGUCCUUCUGCAUAACUCCCUAAACCAGUAAAAAGAAAAUCUCUGUAUAAUUUGUACUGAAUAAAUCCUGGUUGUAUUGUUUUGCUAGCUUCAGUGGUAUGUUAUUCAGGGAAAACAGAUUGGUAGCUCUAUUUUAUGUAAAGUAAAAAAUGUCUGUCUCCUGAAGUGGGAAUGAACUCAAUGUCCUGGAGAACAAGUAGUGACAAGUAGUGAUGCAAGUAGAUGUAUUUAAUAUGA